AAAAACUAAGACUUGUGGAUGUAGGUGUUGAAGGUUCGGUGAUGAGUGAUAAACAUUUUCUUCAUCCACUUGAUUUCACGAUACAUACAAAACGAUUUCUUCCUCUGCAUUAAACGACAAGACUUCCCCAUCUUAUCAGUGAAUUGCACUGAAGCAUUUCGUUAAGGUAAAUUCUCUAUCUUCAAUGGCAUCAACCGACUCCGAAAUCGUCAAGGAGUUUCGCUUCUUCCGAGUUUAUAAGGAUGGCCGAAUCGAGUCAUUCUUUCCACCUUGCCCCAAGGUUCCACCGUCCGAUGAUCCGGUCACCGGUGUCCGAUCCAAAGACGUGACGAUCUCAUCAGAACCUCCUGUUUCUGCCCGUAUUUUCAUCCCUAAAGUCUCAGACCCGAACCAAAAGUUCCCUCUCUUAUUCUUAGUACAUGGCGGUGGCUUCUGCGGGAUGUCCGCUUUUGCUCCACGCUACCAUCUCUUCUGUAACACCGUUUCAGCCCAAGCUGGGGCCAUAAUUGUUUCUGUGGAGUACGGACUCUUCCCGGAUCGACCCAUACCGGCUUGUUACGAAGACUCAUGGGCUGCACUCCAGUGGGUGGCGUCCCACGUCAGUGGAAAUGGACCCGAACCUUGGCUGAAUGAUCAUGCUGAUUUCAACAAAGUUUUCAUCAGUGGAGUCAGUGCUGGAGGUAAUAUUUCGCAUACUCUGGCGUUCCGAGUCGGGUCAAUCGGGUUACCGGGUGUGAAGGUUGUGGGGGUGAUUUUGGUUCACCCAUAUUUUGGUGGGACGGGAGACGAUCAGAUGUGGCUGUUCAUGUUUCCGAAUAACGGUGGGUUGCAGGAUCCCCGGCUGAAACCGCCGGCAGAGGAUCUGGCUAAGCUUGGGUGCGAGAGAGUGUUGAUAUUUGUGGCGGAGAAAGAUCAUCUGAAUGUUGUGGGGAAAAAUUACCAUGAGGAUUUGAAGAAAAGUGGAUGGGGUGGAAGAGUUGAGCUAUUUGAGAGUCAUGGUGAAGAGCACGUCUUCCAUAUGAAUAAUCCAAAAUCUGAGAAGGCUGUGGAAGUGAUCAAUAAGUUUGUUUCAUUUCUGAAACAAGAUUAAAGUAUAAUUAGUCCGAUAGUUUACAUAAGGGUUGCCGUUUGCAAGAGCUAAAUUGUGUCUGUGACAUUGAUGAAAUAGGACGUAUGUAUGGAUCUGGAAUAAAACGGUGUGGUACUUUUCAUUUUGAUGAAGAUUUCAUUGAUGAUAAAUGGUUUCCUUGAUUGGGAGAAUAUAAAUCUUCGUUUCAA
Messenger RNA from Pistacia vera, 1278 nucleotides. Its product is annotated as 2-hydroxyisoflavanone dehydratase-like. The record is from RefSeq and is a predicted model, not a curated record. The transcript has a single exon. The coding region runs from base 185 to 1090 and encodes 301 amino acids. Gene Ontology annotation, molecular function: hydrolase activity. Lineage: Eukaryota; Viridiplantae; Streptophyta; Magnoliopsida; Sapindales; Anacardiaceae.